GGCUGACAAAGAGGUUGCAAGAGGUGCUGCUGAAGACAGCAAGGAAGCGGAGGCUGACAAAGAGGGUGCAGGAGGUGCUGCUGAAGACAGCAAGGAAGCGGAUGCUGACAAAGGGUGCAGGAGGUGCUGCUGAAGACAGCAAGGAAGCGGAUGCUGACAAAGAGGGUGCAGGAGGUGCUGCUGUCGACAGUGAGGUUGACUGGCUUAAUGGGAUUGUUGAAUGUGGCAAGAGACACAUUCUCAUCCAUGAAAGAGCUAUGCUUGUCGUGGAACAAGUCAAAGUAAGCCAGGGUAAUCCACUUGUUACAUGCCUUCUGGAAGGGCCAAGUGCAGGUAAGAAUAUGCUGGUAAUUGGAAUGGCAAGCGAGGUGAGCUUGAUGGAGUAUCUUGAGAUGCAGGCCAAGCUGUUCCUCAUAAAGUAUGCUUGCCUGACAAUAUAUAGAGACUGACACUUAUUUGGUCCCCAAAGGAUGAGUUGAUAGUUCUCUCCUCCGAGAUGCAGGAAUUGACACCAUCAAUUCAAGGGAGGAGGCACAAGCUCAGAUGAGUUCACACCAGCAACACAAAAAAGGAUGAGGGCCUGAAAUCACAUCGGACGCCCACUGGGUCAUGAUGAUAUGGACUCCUCCACAGCGAGCAGCCAUGGGAUGUGAGAUCCACAUAGCAGCGUAGAUAAGGGAAGCCCGCAACACUAGGCUGUUGUUGUUCCAGUAAAGAUCGAAAGGUCAGGCGACAGUGACGAUCGACUUUUUCGAGCAUGAUGACAACGACGACCUGCUCCUGCAAUAUCCGUCCCCUACCGUAGAGUGGGAAUAAAUGGGUUUGUAGUUGCACUAUUUCUCGCAGGAAUUAAUUGAAAGCCAUGCAAAUUGCUGUUUCUCUUUCUUAUAUUAAUCUUCUUCUGUUACAUUAAAUUGCAUGUAAGACAUUUCUGUAUGGAUCCGAACAUGAGAUCUAUCAUUGAAGUAAUGGGUAGGAUUUACAUUAUCAUCA
Molecule: messenger RNA, 993 nt
Organism: Musa acuminata AAA Group (dessert banana)
Lineage: Eukaryota; Viridiplantae; Streptophyta; Magnoliopsida; Zingiberales; Musaceae
Product: vesicle-fusing ATPase-like
Exons: 5
Coding region: 102-449 (115 amino acids)
Source: RefSeq, a predicted model, not a curated record